This is a messenger RNA of Hippocampus zosterae (dwarf seahorse), 1509 nucleotides long. RefSeq names its product plasmolipin (gene pllp). The transcript is spliced from 4 exons. Gene Ontology annotation, biological process: myelination. NCBI's taxonomy places the organism in Eukaryota, Metazoa, Chordata, Actinopteri, Syngnathiformes, Syngnathidae. Bases 223 to 786 code for a protein of 187 amino acids. Gene Ontology annotation, cellular component: membrane. Gene Ontology annotation, molecular function: structural constituent of myelin sheath. The record is from RefSeq and is a predicted model, not a curated record.
UUAGCAGCCGGCAGCAAAGAGCAGGAGGAUGGCACUCUAUAUGCAACUGUGUGUGUGAGAAACACAGACAGACAAUAUUUGAACCUGGAAGUUUCACUGAAUACCCAGAUGUUUUUUUGUCUGUGUAUUUGUCUUUUAGCUUGUUGGGCUUCUUUUUAUUUUUUCCAGUGGAGACUUCUCUUUCCCUUUUUAUUGUUUUUUUAAAAAUUGAUUUAGCCGAAUAUGACAGACUUCCCUUCCAAGGUUACCACAGAGACCGGGUCCCCCAACUCCCAGAACACUCAGCAGGGGGGCAACAGCCUCAGAGGGCUGGCAUCUAAUGUGACCACUAGCAUGGACAUGUCUUUCAUCAGGAGCAUCCCAUCUAUCCUCAUGAUGGCUCAAAUACUUUUAGGGCUGCUCCACUGGACGCUGAUCGCCAGCUCGCAUUACAUGUGGGCACCGGCCAAUGGCUGGGUGCUGUUUGUGGCCAUCACAUUCUGGCUUCUCACCAGCAUCCUCUUCAUCAUGAUCCUCUUCGGUGCCCAGAGGAGACUCACCGCUGUACCGUGGCCACUGACGGUGAUGGUGUACCAUGGAGUAGCCACGUUCCUCUAUCUGACCGCUUUCCUGGCCAACGCUGCAUCUGUUCACCCCUUCUACUUCAGCUACUUCUUUGGACAUAUGGCUGCUGCUGCUUUCUUUGGCGCCGUGGUGACUGUGACGUACGGCAUCAGUGCUUUCUUCUCCUAUUUGGACUGGAAAGGAGACGGAGGAAAUGCUGCCACCAGCACAGUGCCCACCUAGGAGUUGAAGAAAAGCCUCUCAAAUAUUUUUUUAUUUAUGCUAGGUUUUGUCUCUUAAGCAAUCAACAAGAGGUUGUAUGAUUACUGUUGUUGCCCAAUGGUCAGACAUUACACUCCACUGGAUGACACUUAUUACGUAUUGUCCAUUAACAAUGUUUGUAAAUCCCGCUUUAUUUUGAACUUCUUCGACAUAGGCCAAAAGCAAUUUCGUUACAUACCCAGGUUUCCUGCCAGCAUCUUUAGUUUCCUGACCCCCUUGUUUCCAUCCAUUGCUUUUUAUUCUUGUAUUAUUUCAAUCCUUCCAUUGCUAAAACCUUUCCUGCCUUCCUUCUCUCAAGACACUUUUUUCAGGCAUCCUGACACCCUUCCUUCUGUUGCUUCAAGCUGUUUUUCUGACUUCCUCCGUUAACUUUUCUUGCUCCACAUUCUUUACCUUAUACCAAACACUUUCUUCCCCUGCUUAAAUCUAACGCACCGCCUUUCAUCAGUACCUGUCCAAUAAUGCUUCAUAAUUCAUUUACCUGACUCAAUAUAUUUGCUAGUCAUAGUACGACGUUCGACUGGUGAGUACCUCCACCUCACAGUGCAGAGGUGCGGGGUUCCAUCCUGGCUGUGUGGAUAUUGCAUGUUUAAAUAUUUAGGAGAGUCGAGCAAUCCUUUGGUGAACACAGCUUAAUCAUGCACAUGUACAAUAAAACACAUUAAUUAAAGCAAUGGGAGAUGA